AUGUUACUGUCGGUGGGCAAAGUUGGCAAAAGUGGCACUAGCCGAUCUAUUGAGUCACGAGGCGUCACGUCGACGAUCCAGAAACCCGGUUUUCUGUUGACUGUGACAUACGAUAUUCUGCAGAGGCCAGGUUCCCACGAAAGGCGAACUGUCAGAACGUUCCGUACUUUCCAGCCGAGUCCUGGCUCUUUGACGACCAAACCUUCCUUUACCAUGCUUCGAAGGAGUCGGCAAAGCUGCCGGAGGGCAGGCAACUUGCAUCUAAGGCAAUUGCAGUCAAAUGUCGAGCGCAAUUUUUACUUCUACUGGUGUCGGCCCAUCGGCGCGGAACAAGGGACCUUUCGGUUGCUCGUUGCGGAGUUCCCCACAGCUAAUUGGUCGUUGCCGUUAUCUUAUUUUGAUCUGAUUGAAGAGAUUGGUCAUACCAGGGUCUAUUUUAUUGAACUCUGCGGAUCUGCUUGGAAGAGCUUGGAUCCCAACGAUUGGCAAGAAAUCUGCCUGGCUUUGCGGUAUUCUCGUUGUAGCAGUUUCGCAGUAGGCGACGAGUGUUUGAGCAAGUCCCAGCUAUUGGUACUCUACGACACUGUUCGACCAAAAGCUUUGCAUUUUCAUGGGCUAAUCGGAUCGGAUGCGUGGAAGAUAUUAGCAGCUUGUCCAUGUCUGCAAUACCUUGACUUGCAACGGGGACUGAAAUUUGACUCGAUCUCGGAAGCGCAAACAAUCGUGGAUACCCUGUUGAAUCUUACCUCUUUACGAGGUCUCUCCCUUCGAAUUGCCUGCCCCAAUCGAUCAGCCCUUCAGCUUUUGUUAAAAAGCUUGGAGAACAAUGUACAGCUGGAACACAUUGCAGUUUCUUUCGACGACACUAGUCUGGCUUGUUUUCCGGAGUGCGCCAACAUUGCGGACUUUCUCGAUUUUUGCGGUCGCCUCAACCAAACACGAAGAGCUGCGCUUGAUCGGCAACGGAUUCAACUACGGCGGAAAUUUCAAGCCCGGGAUUGUCAAGAAAUUGACGCAGUAGUGGUGAUUCUAAAAGACUGGUAUCAGAGCUCAACGCAGAUACUCCAACAUUUGCUGCCAGUAACGCCGUCGUCCUCCUUUGCUUCCGUCGGAGGAUCGGGCGUUGGGUGCGGGGAAAGGCUAUGUAAAACAAAAGCCUAAGACUCUAUCGUGUAUUGGAAGAGUAGCGGUAACCAGAAGAUAAAACAUUUUACACACACACG
Molecule: messenger RNA, 1223 nt
Organism: Phaeodactylum tricornutum CCAP 1055/1
Lineage: Eukaryota; Bacillariophyta; Bacillariophyceae; Surirellales; Neidiaceae
Exons: 1
Coding region: 1-1161 (386 amino acids)
Source: RefSeq, a predicted model, not a curated record